AUGGCAACCCAAACCAAGACACUCCCAGACUCGCACCAUGUCGAGGGGGCCUCGCACACUCCUCAACCAGUGGUCGAGGAAGUCCUCGACAUUGCGGAUGUUGUCCAGGAAGGCAAGUACAGCCCCUGGACACCUUCUAUGUUCCGUCUGUACGGAUGCUUGCUGGUGGCGUUCUUUUGCGCGACCAUCAAUGGCUAUGACGGUUCUGUCAUGGGCGGCCUCAAUGCAAUGCAGUCCUAUCUGGAUUACUUUGAUAUGAAAUCUGCCUCAUCUAGCACCGGAUUUGUCUUUGCAAUCUACGGCAUUGGGUCUAUCGCCGCCGUCCCCUUCUGCGGACCACUAAAUGACUGGUUUGGCCGACGCGCAGCCCUGUUUGCGGGCUCUCUGAUCGUUAUCCUCGGCGCCUGCGUGACUGGAGCCGCAAAGACACACGGGAUGUUCCUCGCUGGACGAUUCGUACUCGGGUUUGGCGUCUGCUUCUGCAACGUCACAGCGCCGGUGUAUGUCGGUGAGUUGGCACAUCCUGUAUGGCGGGGGACUCUGAUGGGGUGCUACAAUUGUUUCUGGCACAUUGGUUCGAUUCUGGCAGCGUGGGUUAUCUAUGCAUCCAAGGAUGGUGGAGCGAAUGGAUGGCGUAUCCCCCUUUAUUGCCAGCUUAUUGCAUCUGGGAUUGUCGUCUGCUUCAUUUGGAUUGUUCCCGAGUCUCCACGCUGGUUGAUGGCCAACGGAAAGAAUUCCAAGGCCCGCGAGAUACUGGCCCAGUUGCAUGGCGAGGGCUCAGCCGACCACCCUCUUGUGGUAUUCCAGAUGCGCGAGAUGGAACACCAGAUCCUGAGCACGCCCGACAACAAGAGAUGGUGGGAUUACAGCUCUCUCUGGAAGACUCGUGCUGCACGGCGCCGAAUGAUCUGCGUUGUGUCGAUGAGCUUCUUUGGGCAGUGGUCUGGCAACUCGGUGACAAACUACUAUCUACCAGUAAUGCUGGAGAGCGCGGGGAUAACCAGCGAGAGCAAGAAGCUUCUGCUAAACGGCAUCUACCCCGUGCUCUGUCUCUUUGGCUCGCUCACUGGAGCACGUCUCAUGGAUGUGGCCGGCAGACGCCCCUUGCUUUUGAUUUCCCUCAUGGUCAUGAUUGGCGCAUUCUCCAUCCUAACUCCAGUCUCGAAAAUGGCGGCAGAGAACACCUCAAACAGCUCUGCAGCGAACGCCACGAUUGCUUUUAUUUAUAUUUUUGGAAUCACCUACGCCGUUGGCUGGACACUGAUUACUCCGGUGUACAUUGUCGAGAUUCUAGAAACGCACCAGCGCGCCAAGGGCAAGUCAUUUGCUCUGUUGCUGAUUUCAGCAUCAAGCACCGUGAUUCAGUAUGCGUCAGGACCGGCGUUUGAGCAUCUCAAGUACUACUUUUACAUUGUCUUCAUUGGGUGGGAUGUGUUUGAAGCGGUUAUUAUUUACCUUUACUAUCCGGAAACCAAGGGACGAACACUGGAAGAGCUGAACGAGGUGUUUGAAGCGAAGAAUCCGGUGAAGAAGAGCCUGGAGAAGAAGAGCAUUCAGACUGUGUUGAACACGAUGCAUGUCGAGAAGGAAACCGAACAAGAGUAG
Aspergillus mulundensis is the source of this 1605-nucleotide messenger RNA. Its product is annotated as sugar porter family MFS transporter. Gene Ontology annotation, biological process: carbohydrate transport; transmembrane transport. Bases 1 to 1605 code for a protein of 534 amino acids. The transcript is spliced from 5 exons. Gene Ontology annotation, molecular function: carbohydrate:proton symporter activity. NCBI's taxonomy places the organism in Eukaryota, Fungi, Ascomycota, Eurotiomycetes, Eurotiales, Aspergillaceae. The record is from RefSeq and is a predicted model, not a curated record. Gene Ontology annotation, cellular component: membrane.